This is a messenger RNA of Cherax quadricarinatus, 2158 nucleotides long. Its product is annotated as pyrokinin-1 receptor. Gene Ontology annotation, cellular component: plasma membrane. Lineage: Eukaryota; Metazoa; Arthropoda; Malacostraca; Decapoda; Parastacidae. Gene Ontology annotation, molecular function: neuromedin U receptor activity. Gene Ontology annotation, biological process: neuropeptide signaling pathway. The record is from RefSeq and is a predicted model, not a curated record.
UAUUUUAUAUGUGAUAUACAAAGGAAGUUCUUACAACUGCUAUAUUAAUUAUAAAAAUAAACGGUAAUGUCUUGUUUAAAGAAAGACUCUUUGAAAUAAGAGAGAACAUAUAUCUUACUUUUCCACAGUGAUUCGUCACUUACGGUGAUUAUUGUUUGCUUUUUUAAUAUUAAACUGUGCAAAGCUUAUAGGGGAAAAUACAGCGAUGCAGAGAAGAAAAUUUGGUGAGGGUUUUGUUAAGGUGAGAGAUUAACAGUUUUAUUUGUGUACUCUGCAGGUUGAGUCAUGGAGGAGAUGAACGACACUGUGAUGGAGACGAGUACUCAAGACAUGAGUACAUCUCCCCCAACCCUCACCACCACAGCCACAGACACCACACAAGUGGUGACGCUCUUCACCACCUUAGUCACCACCCUCGUCCCCCCCAGCACUACAGACGUGGUGACGCCGGAAACCAACGUGACGCUGAGUGAGGAGAGCGAAAAAGACGCGCUGCCCCACGACAAGACAAUGAUAGUGGCCAUGACAGUCAUCUAUGUACUUAUCACCAUCACAGGAGUACUGGGUAAUGUAGCCACCUGCGUCGUCAUCGUCAGGAACCGUAUCAUGCACACUGCUACCAACUACUACCUCUUCAGUAUGGCAAUCAGCGACCUGCUGCUCCUGGCCUUCGGUAUGCCCGACGAGAUGUACCUCUUGUGGUGGGGCAAACCUUACAUCUUCGGCGAAGAGUUCUGUUUCCUCCGAGGCUUUACGGCCGAGAUAUCGACCAACGCCUCGAUUCUGACCAUUGCGGCCUUCACCGUCGAGCGCUACAUCGGGAUUUGCCACCCGCUUCGCUCGCACACCAUGUCACAGCUGGGUCGUGUCAUCCGCUCCAUCGCCGUUAUCUGGGUGGUUGCGACAGUCUGCGCCGUCCCUAUAGCCAUCCAGUACGGAAUAGUUUACGAACAGACCCCUGACGGCAAGGACGACCCCAAUUCGUCUGGCUGUUACAUCAAGAAGCGCUUCAAGUUUGUCUUCGAGAUCUCGUCAGUGUUGUUCUUCGUGGCUCCGAUGCUGCUCAUUACGGUGCUCUACGUGUGUAUCGCUCUGCAGCUCAAGAAGUCGUCGCGUCUGGCUCGAUCGGUGCCCUCUAUCGGCUCACACAACUGCUCCUCUACCAAUGAUGGUUCCAGGAACAAGGCGGUCAUCAAGAUGCUAGUUGCCGUGGUUGCAGCGUUCUUCGUGUGCUUCGCCCCGCACCAGGCACAGCGCCUGAUGGCCAUCCACGCUGACCCUACCAACCCCGUGGCUGUGCAGCUCUUUAACGUCCUCUACAACAUCUCCGGCGUCUCCUACUACAUCUCCACUUGCGUCAACCCCAUCCUCUACCACAUCAUGAGCAACCGCUUCAGAGAGGCCCUCCAGGUGACACUGGAGAGCUGUUGUGGCAGAAAGCUUGGCACCAGCGGAGGUAGGUGGCCCUCUCGCUCUCAGUCCUCUCGCUCUCAGUCCUCUCGCUCUCAACAUACCCACACCCUUGAACUUACAGAACACAGCUUCGUCUCAGAGUCCAACCCAGCCCUUACCGCUGCCUCCAGCACCUGCAGCGACGCCUCCAGAUCCUCCAGGACCGGCCACAGGAAGAGUCACCUCAAACACACCUUCAACGGUGUGCGCCGGGGCGCUGGUAAACACAAGUUGGCGCACAGCAAGGUCAGAAGAGGAGCCUCGAAGUGCAGACCGCUGUUUAGGCCACGGGUUCGCAGAGCUGAGGCCAUCGACAAUCCAGUUGAUAUCGUCUCCACUUCGUGUCCUUUGGAUCGCAAGAGAAGCCAGUCAGACAGUCUCCUGAGUGGUGGAUCAAUCAGUAACUGUUCCAUGACUCACGUGGAACAAGAGUUCACCAGGAAGGAACUGUCUGAAGUGAUGGGACUAAGUGAGACCGUGGAAGUGUAGACAUCGAGGUGACAUCCGUCUUCCAAGACAUCAAAGAAGGUCUGGAUGUCAAUUUCUCCUUCGGAAACACGAGUGGAGAUUUGACAUCCAUCUCUUACACAAUACAUGGACGGAGGUUAAGAACCCAUCAUCUAUGGUGAAUUAGCUAUCAAAAAUCUAGGCAUCAAGGUCUUCAUCCUAAGAAAAACAAAUAUUAUUGCCUGAGCCUCCCUUUACG